AUGGGCUACUUCCAGUUUAUUGUAGCAUUCUCGUCGUUGUCCUUCUCGGUGCAGGGCACUCUCGGGCAUUCCCUCCGCGGUCAUAGUCAUUACUCCCACUCGCACUUGCAUUGGCAUCAAGCACGCGACUCCGAUGCCAGUUCAUUUCAACUAGUACCGAGUCAGGCAUUUAGCAGUUCUAAUCUCACGCAGAGCUGCCAAGAUGCCCUAUACGCUGCUCUGGAGUGCGAUAGCUAUGUCUCCAAGCUUGGAGAACCGGUCUGGCAUGGUAGUCUGGAAAAUACAAGCUUGACUGACACCGUGUGCUCGACUGAAUGUGGCCUGUCUCUGUUGACCCUCCAUGACCAAGUUGUGGCUCAAUGUGGCACAGAUGCAACUAUCGCACAGGGAAUUCCGGCUCUUUCCGUGAUUGAUAGCGUCUGGACAGGCUGGAAUGAAACGUGCUUGAAGAGUGCAAACGGCACCUACUGUAAUGAUAUUAUCGAUUCUUGGGAUUCGGCGUCUGACUUGAGCGAUGUGCCCAGGUCGGAUAUUUGUGACGAAUGCUGGAUUAGGAAGUUAAAAAUGAUGCAGCGGUCCCCGUAUUCGGCUUAUAACGAGCCUUACGAGACUAUGCUCAAUUAUUCAGUUUCAGUCUGCAACCUUACGGGUGUGGAAACAGAACCGACUUCUGGAGGCAUUGCUAUACCUGCAGCCGACCCCACUUGCUCAACAGAUACAUGGUACACGGUUCAAAAAGGAGACACGUGUGAUUCUAUCGCCAUAGCUCACUCUUUCUCCUCCUCAACCCUGUAUCAAAUCAAUCCGACUUUGUAUAACUGCAGUGAUCCAACCGUGGGGCUCGACCUGUGCCUACCAUUAGCAUGCGAGUAUAUCUACCAGGUUACUGCAGCUGACAAUUGCUCCACAAUUGCUGCUACCAUCGGCACACCGUGGAUGAAGCUUGUAGCAUAUAAUGGCAUGAUCGAAAGCGAUUGCUCGAAUAUAGCCGAUACAGCACUUCUAGGUGGAGUGAGAUGUGUUUCUCCUCCCGGAGGAGCUUUCAAUCUAACAGUUUCGUCCAAUUCGAGCUCAGAGUCAGGCAUAGAUGGACAGGGAGGAUCUGGAUCAGGAUAUGGUACCAGUUUCGUUGCUUUGCCAAAUGAUGUCACGCUAGCUGAUGGGACCACCACCGACUGUGGCCAGUAUUAUACCGUGGUAUCGGGUGACAGUUGCGUGUCGGUCUUGGCCCAGGCAAAUACGCCGUUCAACUUAUUCAUGGCUGCAAACCCUUCCAUCUCAUCCGCGUCGACCUGUGACGGAGAACUGAAGGUUGGAGUUACAUAUUGUAUUCACCCUAUGAGUGGCUUCAAUGCGACUGACAUAAAUGGCAACUUGACUAUUUCGACGAAUGGACUAUGUGGCAAUGGCACCACCUGUCUGGGAUCAUCGUUCGGAGACUGCUGUUCUAUCUCCGGGUAUUGCGGCAGCACCGCAGACUAUUGCACGGCCGGGCUCUGCGAUUCUUCCUACGGCCUAUGUGUUUCAGGCAACCCUGUUUCCCUAGAUGGCCUCUUCAGUUUGGGUCUUGUUGCUCGCUUGAUGGAUAUUGUGGUGAUACAUCCGACUACUUUACCUACAAGUCAUGUCAGAGUGCUUUCGGAAGUUGUGAGGAAGCACCCACGAUCAGCUCUGAUGGCUUAUGCGGUGCCCUCUCUUCGGUCAACGCCACCUGCGCGGGUAGUUCAUUCGGGAACUGUUGUUCGAUUAACGGAUAUUGUGGGAGCACGUCGGACUACUGUGCUUAUACUAGCUGUCAAACAGCAUUUGGCACAUGUGAUUCUGGACCUAUCAUCAGUUCGGAUGGCUUGUGUGGAGCACUUUCUUCUAAUGCAACAUGUGCGGGUAGCGCUUUCGGAGACUGCUGUUCAGUCAAUGGCUACUGUGGAAGCACUGACGAUUACUGCGGGAUUGACUCCUGUGACUCCUCAUUUGGCACUUGUGAUACUGUUACUGUGAGCCCUGAUGGGCUCUGUGGUUCCAUGUCCUCUGUCAAUGCAAGCUGUGCUGGCAGCCAAUUCGGCGAUUGCUGCUCCACGAGCGGCUAUUGUGGCAGCACAGAUGCAUACUGUGGUGUUGGUCAGUGCCAGUCGGCAUUUGGAAGCUGCACUGAGCAGCCAAUUAGUUCCGAUGGCCUUUGCGGCUUUAUGUCCUCAAAUAGCGCCACGUGCCUGGGCAGUCAGUUCGGUAAUUGCUGUUCGGUAAACGGAUACUGUGGCAGCUCAGAUGCCUAUUGUGCAGCAGCAAAUUGCUUGUCAGUAU
Messenger RNA from Aspergillus piperis CBS 112811, 2301 nucleotides. RefSeq lists its product as uncharacterized. NCBI's taxonomy places the organism in Eukaryota, Fungi, Ascomycota, Eurotiomycetes, Eurotiales, Aspergillaceae. The transcript has 4 exons. Gene Ontology annotation, molecular function: chitin binding. The record is from RefSeq and is a predicted model, not a curated record. The coding region runs from base 1 to 1998 and encodes 665 amino acids.